AUAGUGUAAGCCAGCUCAGAAGUCAGAGUUCUCAGCUUUCUUUCUUUUUUGUAACUAAAAGAAUGGCAUUCCUAAAGGCAUUUGCAGCUUUGCUCAUUGCAUCACUUGUGCUUGUCCAUUUCACUUAUGCCCUUCAAGAGGUAAUUAACAGCAAACCACCAGCACCAAGUCCUCAACCUCUAAAGCCAAUAGAUUGUACGGGAUCUUGUAAAACGAGGUGCAGCAAAUCGUCUCGGCAAAAUCUAUGCAACAGAGCAUGUGGAAGUUGUUGCCGUACCUGCCACUGCGUGCCACCAGGGACUUCUGGAAAUUACGAAGCAUGCCCUUGCUAUUUCAACCUUACUACUCAUAACAGCACCCGCAAAUGUCCUUAAAAUUCAUCGCAUAAUUUUCUUCUUCUGCAAAUUCAAAUGUACCUCUUAUUAAAUACUACUAUUAUUAUGUUGUGUACUAUGUCAGCUGUUGAUUUUGAAAUUUAAGUGUAAAAUUGAAGGUUGAGAGUUUUUAAUGCAUUAUUAAUAUGGGUAUUAUUAAAUUGAUUGAUCUGUUAGACUCUAGUCGUCCCAUUUACUGU
This is a messenger RNA of Solanum verrucosum, 574 nucleotides long. RefSeq names its product cypmaclein-like. Bases 63 to 374 code for a protein of 103 amino acids. The record is from RefSeq and is a predicted model, not a curated record. Lineage: Eukaryota; Viridiplantae; Streptophyta; Magnoliopsida; Solanales; Solanaceae. The transcript has 3 exons.